Molecule: messenger RNA, 8333 nt
Organism: Corythoichthys intestinalis (scribbled pipefish)
Lineage: Eukaryota; Metazoa; Chordata; Actinopteri; Syngnathiformes; Syngnathidae
Gene: cnnm2b
Product: cyclin and CBS domain divalent metal cation transport mediator 2b
Exons: 8
Coding region: 176-2746 (856 amino acids)
Biological process (GO): transport; intracellular manganese ion homeostasis; magnesium ion homeostasis
Cellular component (GO): cytoplasm; plasma membrane
Molecular function (GO): magnesium ion transmembrane transporter activity
Source: RefSeq, a predicted model, not a curated record
GAAAUCAGAACAGGCACGAGUUAGCCAGUAACCCUGCGCUGGCGAGGCACCACUGUCGUACACGUAGUGGGAAAGAAGAGGUCCUGAUGCGCGAGUCAAGGCAACCCUCGGCGGAGAUGAAGGCGGACUCCGACUGGUUCUGAUUUUUCAAAGUCAUUUUCAUUCAGCAGGUUGCAUGCCAACGGAUGUCAGUAUGGCAGAGCCGUUAUUCCCAGCACCCACCGCUGCAAAAAUGGCGUCAGUGAACCGGGUCCGCGCGUUGACGUUAAUUUUCUUGACUGUCACUGGUUGUUUUGUCACCCCGACAAGUGGCACGGAAGGGUCCGAGGACACCGUCAUCAGUGGCCUCCGUCUGGAGGAUACGGACGACAUUUCCUUCAUGGAUAAAGGUUACUUGCGGGUGAGUGAGCGCUCUCGGAUCAAAUUAAGAGUGUACGGGCAGAACAUCAACAACGAGACCUGGUCCAAGAUUGCUUUCACGGAGCACGAGAGGAGCCGGGCGGGGGCGAGCCUUGACAGCUCCUCAGGGGAUAACCACAGCCAAGAGGACUUGUCGGGCUUGCAUCCCUGUGGCAUUAGGACUUCAGAUAUCAUCAUUUUACCAAACAUUGUUGUGAACAGAAAGACGUCUGGCAUAGUUGAGAUAGAGGUCAAACCUCUGCGAAAGACCGAGAGGAGCAAAGCCUACUACCUUUGCAUUGCCACCUCCUCACCUGCCGUGGCUGGAAUGCACGACCCACGGACGGAGAACACCUGGAUCUACCACGAUGGUGAUGACACCAGAGUGAUCGUAGUGGAGGAGAAAAAGUUUUUGCUGCCUUUCUGGCUCCAGGUUAUCUUCAUCUCAAUGCUGCUGUGUCUGUCAGGUAUGUUCAGUGGUUUGAACCUGGGCCUCAUGGCUCUGGACCCCAUGGAGCUCCAGAUAGUGCAGAAUUGUGGCACAGAAAGGGAGAAAAAUUACGCCAAAAAGAUCGAGCCAGUCAGAAGCCAAGGGAAUUAUUUGCUUUGCUCGCUUCUGCUCGGCAAUGUGUUGGUGAACACAACGCUGACCAUUCUGUUGGAUGAUAUUGCCGGUUCAGGGUUGAUUGCUGUGGUCAUGUCCACCAUUGGAAUAGUGAUUUUUGGGGAAAUCGUGCCCCAGGCCAUAUGCUCCAGACACGGCCUCGCUGUGGGUGCCAACACCAUAUUCCUGACAAAGUUCUUCAUGUUGCUCACCUUCCCUGCUUCCUACCCAGUGAGCAAACUGCUCGACUACCUGCUCGGUCAGGAGAUCGGAACGGUGUACAACCGGGAAAAACUUCUGGAGAUGCUGCGUGUCACGGAUCCUUACAAUGACCUGGUGAAGGAGGAGCUUAACAUCAUCCAAGGUGCUCUGGAGUUGAGGACUAAGACCGUGGAAGUUGUGAUGACACCGCUUCGGGAUUGCUUCAUGAUCCCCGGAGAUGCCACCCUUGACUUCAACACCAUGUCUGAAAUCAUGAAGAGUGGAUACACACGCAUUCCUGUCUUCGAGGGCGAGAGGUCCAACAUAGUGGACCUUCUCUUUGUUAAGGACCUGGCCUUUGUUGACCCGGAUGAUUGCACACCACUCAAAACCAUCACUAAAUUUUAUAGCCACCCGUUGCACUUUGUCUUUAAUGACACCAAGCUGGAUGCAAUGCUGGAAGAAUUUAAGAAAGGAAAAUCCCAUCUGGCCAUAGUUCAGAGGGUCAACAAUGAGGGUGAGGGAGACCCUUUCUACGAGGUUCUCGGUAUUGUCACCCUGGAGGACAUUAUUGAGGAAAUCAUCAAGUCAGAGAUCCUGGACGAGACAGACUUAUACACUGACAACAAGACGAAGAAGAAAAUCACUCAUCGCGACAGGAAGCAGGAUUUCUCGGCCUUCAAGCCUACCGACAAUGAAAUGAAGGUUAAAAUAUCACCUCAGCUUCUGCUGGCUACCCUGCGUUUCCUAGCAACAGAGGUAGACCUGUUCGCACCACCACAAAUGUCUGAAAAGAUUCUACUGCGCUUGUUGAAGCACCCCAAUGUCAUCCAGGAGCUGAAAUACGAUGAGAAGAUCAAGCGGGCACCUGAGCACUACCUCUUCCACAGGAACAGACCCGUGGACUAUUUCAUCCUCAUUCUGCAGGGCAAAGUGGAAGUGGAGGCAGGAAAAGAGGGGAUGAAGUUUGAAGCAGGACCAUUCUCCUUCUAUGGGAUGAUGGCUCUUACCGUCUCACCAGUCCCUCUGUCUCUUUCCCGAACAUUUGUCAAUAGGGCGGAUUCAUUAGCUGGAUCACCAGAAAAUAAAUCUCCACCACGGCCGUUUGGACUCAACCACUCAGACUCUCUGAACAGGAGCGAUCGAAUAGAUGCCAUCACUCCAACUUUGGGCAGCAGCAACAAUCAACUUAACUCCUUUCUGCAGAUCUACGUACCUGACUACUCCGUCAGAGCGUGUUCAGACCUGUAUUUUAUAAAGGUAACGCGGCAGCAGUACCAGAAUGCCGUCAUGGCGUCACGUAUGGACAAGACGCCGCAGUCUACGGACAGCGAGUUCACCAAGAUAGAGCUGACGUUGAACGAGCUUCGAGAUGGCAUGGAGACCCCCGCCGCGGUCACCGGAAUGACCGGCACCGCCACUAACGCCCCGACAGUGACUGUAGCCUUGGCCAACGAGGCAUCCCACCUCCUCAACCAGCAGCACAAUUGCGUCGGCGUGAGCAGGAGCAACCACAGCGUGCACAACGAGGGGCCCAUCUAGCCCUGCGCCCAUAGACCCGGACCCGCCGCCUUCCUGUCUGUUGGACACACAGUGCAGUGGUGUAGCUAGAGAUGAGGGAACACGGGGGACCGUGGGCGGAUGGGGUGAGGAUGCCGUACCUGCUAAGUCAGUUAGUAAGGGCCCCCAAAGGAGGGCUGUGGGGGCAGGCGGGUGCUGAACGCCCACCCCCAAGGCUGUUGGCAGCCAUGCUCUACUACGCCUUCUUAAGACGGUGCUGUGACUGAGCUGCUUUUUGGGACAAAAAGACACUUUCCAUGCGGUAACUUGGAUGAGAGGAUGACAGACUGACUGAAAACUUGCCCUGUCCCAAACCUUACCUGUGCCACCACACAGUCAUAAACACAGGCCCCUUUUCCACCAAGCUGGUGCUCGUGCUCGUUGUGACGUUGAGUUAUGACUGCGGCUGGUGAAAUUGUCGGUCCAUGGACCCCCAAGCACGGACCCCGCGGCCUCAACAUGCCACACUGGGCCAUGUGUGGCUGCUGACGGGUCCCUGCUUGGCAUGCUUUCGUCCAGGGCAAGCCCUGGUAGGCCUCAGCCAGACUUCCUGGGCCGCCUCUUCCUGGAUCAGCUUGUUGCUGGCUGCUAGUCAAAGGUGCUCAGGCAAACUGCACGCAACAUUGUCACUGGUACAUCCAAGCGUCGACUGCCGAUCUAGCAUACUCGGCAACGGCGUCACAUUAGAAUCGCGCUUUGUGUUGAGCUGGCAGCGGUGGCUUCUUUUCCACAUCCGCGAAGAAAAUUUUGGCAGACUUAAUCAUUUGGUAGGAUGAGAAAGUCUCUCAAAACUUUUGAUGGCAUGUGGACAUGCACAAGUUUGCUGCAGCAACAUGCUAGAUUUUACCCACAGAAAAGGAGCCCCCUGUGCUGUGGACUCGACGAGCAUUCAGCGUGGUGCUUAAACUAUACAGAAUUGUAGUGUUAUUUAAAAUGUGAAUUUCUACUCCAUGCAUUAAUGCCCUGAUGAGCACACAGAGUGCUGACUUUUUAACCGAAAUUCCCCCAAAAAGCCCUUUUCUUCCCUUCAAUAGUGUUCAAAGCGUCCAUACGCGUCUUCGCGGCAGCAGCGCUGUUUCACCGAGCCUCCACCUAGUCUUUGCUUGGCAAAACACUUUUCUAACCCACUUAAGACUUGCUACUAACAGCAAACAAUCACAUUUGCUGUUUUUAUGUUUUUGGUGCUGAUUUAAUGGGCCAAAUGCUCGUUGCUUUAUGUUCGUGCUCUUACAAGCAUGCACGCCAUGCAUGAGCUUAACACGGGCUGCAAUUAUGCUUUAGGCCAGAGGUGGUUAUCGUGAGUAAAAAAGUGACUAACUCCAUAUAGAACCUAGCUGGAGGAGAGCUUUUUCCCCUUUUCCUGCUUGUGUGUUCUACCAUUGUGUUAUUUACGCUUAAAAGAAGAGACUGGGUCCUGAAAAAACACUUUUUAUUAGGGAUGUCCCGAUUGCAUAUUUUUGCACCCAAGUCUGAAUCUGUGAUUUUGAGAAUCUGUCGAUACCGCGUUCCGACACGAUACUGAAAAAAAGUUGGGUUUUUUUGGAACAAAGGUUCCAAACAUGUCACUGUCUCACUGUGCCGCCUUCAUAAUGUGAGUUAUUUCUAAAAAAAGAAAGAAUAACGUAGAAAAAUGCUGGUCUUUAUUAAAUGCUUCAUUUAGUGAGUCCACGCAAAUCCACUCACGCUGCUGAGAACAGACUCUCACUUACACAGUGAAUUGCCACAGCACACUACCGUUAGUGUUUAACAAGCUAACUGAUGAUUGACACAUUCGUGCCUUUGAUUGUAGAGCUGAUCAAAGAUCUAAGCUACAAACCUUUCAAUCAUCGUUAACCUUAAGUACCAAACGCAAGCUGCAAUGCUUAGAAGGAGUGUGGGUGAGAGGCUGUACGAGCAUGAAGCAGAAAAACAUAAAUACUGUAUGUAUUUUUAAUUAAAAACCCCAUCCUUUUCCCCCGACUCCGAUCGGCCCAAUUUCCAAUCAUGUGAUCGGAUCAGGACAUUCCUGCUUUUUAUUUCUGUAUGUGAUGCAGUAGACAUACAGUACCAGAGGUGGGUAGUAACGCGUUACAUUUACUCCGUUAUAUUUACAAAAAUGUACUUCCAUGCAAUACUUUUUACUUUUACUUGAGUAGAUUUGUGAAAAAGAAACACUACUCUUACUCCACUACUUUAGACUACACUACAACCGCCAUCCACCAAAUGUGACAUUGAAAACAGCAUGUGUUCAUAGAUAAGCCGCACUGGACUAUAAGCCGCAGCUGUCCUCACUGUAUUAUGGGAUAUUUACACCGAAAGAUAUUAACCGCUAACACUUUAUUUGACAGCGGCAUCAUACGACUAUCAUAAGAUGAAAUAAACAACCCUGAAACUUUGAACCAAUUGGCUGCAAAGAUUCAUUGCUUUAAGAAGCUUCAUUUGGCCAUCACUGCUCCCUUCGGGAAGACAGUUAGCCUCUGCUGCCACCUGCUCUCAGCACAAUUAUUGUCCAACAUGCCUCCGAGCAUGCAUUGCGGCACUCCGGAUGUAAAUAACAAUCAAAAUUCAUGUUCUUUGCUAUAUAUUUCUUCAGUUACUUUUCCAGUUGUUUCGUUAACUGCUAGUUAGGGUAUUUGGUAACACUUUAUUUGAUAGUGCAGCCAUAAGACUGUCAUUAGACAAUCGUAAUUAAUGCAUGACACUGUCAUGAGCAUUAACGAAUGCUCAUAACAGAUGUCAUUUAGUGUUAUCCGGCAAAUGAUCUCACUUUUGAAUGGUGUAAAAGAGCCUAGCUGAGUUAGUGACAUAAUUUGCCGGAUAACACUAACUGACAUCUGUCAGAAGCAUUCAGUAAUGCCCAUGACAGUGUCAUGUCAUAAUUAUGACGGUCUUAUGACGGCGCUGUCAAAUAAAGAGUUACCUAUUAAACCAAAUAAAUUAACAAAUAAGCCACACUAGAUUAUAAACCACAGGAUUCAAAAUGAAGGAAAAAAGUAGCGGCUUAUAGUCCGAAUAUUAUGGUACACCAAUCAGAGAUAACAAUGUGUUUCUCCACUAGAGGACGCUCAUUCUCUUAGGACAAGUGAGUUUCAAGUGUUGUUCUGGUCUGAAUUUGAUGAUUUUCGUGUCAUCUUUUUGGCCUAAUCUAGUCAUGUAAUAGGUUAUAGUACAGUAUAAUAAUAACAGUUCAUAUAGGUGAAGUUGUGCUGAGAAAAAAAUAUACAAUUAUUUUAAGAAAUUGACAUAGUAGGCAGUAUUCAAAAUGUUACUUUUACUACUUGAGUAAUAUUCUCUAAAAGUAAUUAUACCCUUACUUGAGUAAAUUUUUAGGUACUCUACCCACCUCUGUGCAGUACAUAAGAUACAUUUCUGGAUUUCUGCUCUCGCUUGCUGCUAAUGUAAUGAUGUACGGAUAUUUUAUGAUGACUCAGUGACGUGACACCAACUUGACUGCUUGCCUAAGGAAAACCAAACCUGUUCUUACUAAACACAUAAUCUAAACCAACAAAACACGGCACGAGCACUAGCACCGUACGGGCACGCUCAUUGUACACUACAAGUCACUGUAUUUUCCACUCAGGCCAAAGACCUUGGUCCCCCCCAUUUUUUAAUUUUUAUUGUUUUUAAACUGGACAUACACACUCUUUCCCAAACAAAUCCCACCUUUAGCAUCUUUCAGGGAAACUCGGUGGACAUUUGAACCCAUCAACAUGGACUUCAGAGAGAAUGGUUUUGCAAAGACUGCACCAAAAACCGCUUUGGGAGAACCCAUCACAUCAUAAACCAAGAAUGUUUUCCUGUAUUUAUUUAUUUUAUAGUAUUGUAUGUAUAUAUAAAGAUAUAUAUAUAUAUAUAUAUGUAUGUGUGCAUAGCUAUAUGAUGUGACAGUGUGCCAAUAAAGCGUUCACAAAGUCACACCAGAAAAAACAUGCUACAUACAUGGAGCUAAACAUCCAUUUGUGUAUAUGAGGGGGUGAAGGUCUUUUACAGAUACAGUAUGUAUAUUACAGAUUGUCUUAUUUUUACUAUUGUGUAUUCAAAAUUGGGCUUUUUCACCUUAGAAAAAUCACACUAUUGCCUUUAAGGAUACAAAAUCAUAACCUUAAUUAUUUUUAACAAAGUGCAAUGAAGAGAACUUUAUUUAAGAGAUGAUUAUUAAUAAUUAAAAAAUGCCUAUUGUAAAUUGACAGCUAUAUUUGUAUGUAUGCUCUGUAUGUAUAUGAAUGUUUGCAUUUGAAAGAUGCUAAACCCCACGUUCAUGUGCAAAUUUCCCUUAAUGUCCAAUUAGAGGCCUCUCAUGGUUGUGAGCUCACACUCAAAUCUGCAGUGCAUCCAAGUGGGAGUGUGGAUGUGUUGCGGGAAUGCUGAUGUGAACGUGGAAGCGCCAUCACCAGCCAGUACACUCUCAAAAGGAGUGGUUUUGUUUUUGACAACUUUACGUUUAAUCGAGCUUGACUAUUGCACAGUAUUAAUGACCUCAUCUAACAUGUUGAGCAUUAUCAACGUCACAAGAAGAAACCUCGACAUUAAAUAUGUCCACGGAUGACACAUGACAUUCCUUAUCCACGCUGUAGUUUCUGUUGUUUGUCUCCUUGCUACAGGACACUCCAGAACCAAGCCUUAUUCAAGUAUAUAAGGCUUUUUCUAUUUUUUGACAGCAGUGAAUGUGAGAAGAGCGUUGUGGCGGCCAUCACAAUACAGAUCAUAAUCCAUGUUUGAUAAUUCUUUAGUUCUGUUGUUUCACAAUUGCGGCUGCCAUUAAAAGAGUUUUGUUUGAUAAUGUUUUAUGCUUCAAUUUUAUGUAUACUUAGUACACAGUAGUGUUUGUCUGUUUUAUUGAUCAUGCUACAAGUCUUCCUGCCUACUGGAAAAAGUUUACACACCAAAUCUACAUUCUUGAAACUCAUUUUAUUUUAAUGUUUCUUUUGUUAAACAUCUAACAGGAAAGAGACCUCCGCAGCAAAUUCCCUCACAAACCCAACUUCUGAUUUGUUUGAAUUUGCAAACCAUUCGAAUGACUGGCAAAAUCUGUAGGAUGUAUCCUUUUCCCAGUUUCAGGUGUGCUACAUUGCAGUGCAGAACAUUUGGGCUGAAUUCUGAAAUCACUACUCCACUGAGGUCAUCACCCAAAUGGAGGCGCCAGAGCGCGAUAAUGACAGACGGGGCUAAACAGCAGAUUAAAAGACUCAUUUCUCGUCAUCUGCGCUUUGCCAAAUUGUUUUAUAUAGUCGAAUAUGAUUUUCCUUCCAAUAAUAAUGCUAUGUAAGAUUUUUUUAUGGUGUCACAGGUACUUUAAUGAUGCCUAAAGUUCAUGGGUUGGGUGUUUACAAUGUAAUGACUCAUUACUUCCUCUAUUAUUAUUUACAUAAGUUUAUUUAUCUAAUUAGCAACUAUCUGUCAUUGAAGCCCUUCUGAAAAUUGCUGUAACAGUGCUAUAUAAGUAAACUUCACUUUUUCAAUAUCUCAAAUGUGGCUUCUUUGCAUCCAUUCAGUGUCACUUAAAAGUUUUUACCAAAACCAUUUUUAACUGUUGCAACAGUUUAAAAGUUGCCUUUAAAGUAGUUGACACUUCGUAUAUUUUGAAUACCUU